AUUUUCCGGGCGUCCGAUUUCGCAACCCUUGAGAGGUCAAUCAGUACCGUAUGCUGGACAUAUUUUGUUGCAAUAUUCUAUUGUUUCUCAGGGCGUGCGGACAGGUCCUUCCCACUCAUGAACUGCUACUCAUUAGCAACACCGGCAUUACGCAUAACCACAACCUCAGCUUCUCGUCAAAUCCUCGCCCUACGCUCAAUAGAAUCGCACAUCCCCGCAGUCUGUUGGUCGACGACGUUCCGUGGUCAACACCGCCGCAAUCUGUGUCGGUCUUCCAGGAUGGACGCCAAGUUUGCCCCUGCGAAGCGCGUCGCAGGUCAGAAGCAGGAUGUUUGGAGUAUAGUCAACGAGGCGGCUGCCGCGUCUCCUGUGCAGCCCAUUGUGAAUAUGGGGCAGGGGUUUUUUGGUUAUAACCCUCCUCAAUUCAUCCUCGAUGCUGCAAAGUCGGCACUUGACCGUGUCGAUUGUAACCAGUACUCCCCCACGAAAGGCAGACCGAGACUGAAGAAGGCCAUUGCCGAUGCUUAUUCACCGUAUUUUGGUCGGACUCUCAACCCCGAGACGGAAGUCACUAUUACUACGGGGGCCAAUGAGGGCAUGCUAAGCGCAUUCAUGGGCUUCAUCGAGCCAGGCGACGAAGUGAUCAUCUUUGAGCCCUUUUUCGACCAGUACAUCAGUAACAUCGAGAUGCCGGGCGGGACGAUUCGUUAUGUGCCCAUGCAGCCGCCGAAAGACGGCGCAGAGCGUACAUCGUCAGCGUCGAACUGGACGAUCGACUUUGACGAGCUGGAGCGCGCGUUCAACGACAAAACGAAAAUGAUUGUGUUGAACUCGCCGCACAAUCCUGUGGGCAAAGUUCUGAGUAAAGAGGAACUUACGCGAAUUGGAGAUCUGUGCCUCAAGCAUAAAGUCAUUAUUUUGAGUGAUGAGGUGUAUGAUCGAUUAUACUACGUGCCGUUCACCAGAAUUGCUACUUUGUCGCCGGAAAUCGCGAAGAUUACAUUGACGGUGGGGAGCGCGGGCAAGAAUUUCUACGCAACGGGCUGGCGGGUUGGUUAUUUGAUCGGCCCACCAGAGUUGAUCAAGUAUGUCGCCGCGGCGCAUACGCGGAUCUGUUACAGCAGUGUUAGUCCCUUACAGGAGGCUGCGGCGAUUGGUUUCGAAGAGGCGGAUAAAGUUGGAUUUUGGGAUGCUGCGAAGAAGGAAAUGAAGGGCAAGAUGGAUCGGUUUUGCGAGGUAUUUGAUGAGUUGGGCAUUCCCUACUCGGUGCCCGAGGGCGGGUACUUUGUGCUGGCGAACUUAAAGAGGGUGAAUUUGCCAGAGGCAUACUCAUUUCCAGACCAUGUCAAGGAUCGGCCGCGGGAUUUCAAGAUGUCGUGGUUUCUGAUCAUGGAGUUGGGGGUUGCGGCAAUUCCGCCGACCGAAUUCUAUACGGAUGAGAAGGCGCAUUUGGCGGAGGAUUGGAUGAGGUUUGCAGUCUGUAAGAACGAUGAUAUCCUGGAGGAUGCGAAAGGAAGGUUGAGGGGAUUGAAGAAGUAUAUGGCUUGAUCUGGGGACAGGAGUGGGUGCACGUGAGGGAGCUGUGUUGUAGACAAAGUCGAUAGACACGUCAAGGGGCGAUGUAAGACUAGACUCCAUCAUGUCAGUGCUCAUGUACUUGCGUGCCGUGCUUCUGAAAUCGCGAGUGGUGGAAUGAGUACUGACUUUGGAGCGACGAAAGGAUCUAGCUACAUGCUCAAUAAUGAUCG
Exophiala viscosa is the source of this 1748-nucleotide messenger RNA. Its product is annotated as aminotransferase class I and II. NCBI's taxonomy places the organism in Eukaryota, Fungi, Ascomycota, Eurotiomycetes, Chaetothyriales, Herpotrichiellaceae. The record is from RefSeq and is a predicted model, not a curated record. Gene Ontology annotation, molecular function: pyridoxal phosphate binding; L-kynurenine:2-oxoglutarate transaminase activity. The transcript is spliced from 3 exons. Gene Ontology annotation, cellular component: mitochondrion; cytoplasm. Bases 118 to 1548 code for a protein of 476 amino acids. Gene Ontology annotation, biological process: biosynthetic process.